CCAAGUUGAACAAGGAAGUAAAAUUUGACAUUUUUCUACGAAAUCAAUUAAACUGCGUUUUCAACAAACAAAGCGCAUUGGAAUGUCAGUAGUGUAUAAACAUACACAGUUUCCGGAAAAAUCGUUAUAACAUAUGAGGGGCGAGUUAGUGGAAAUAUAGAAGAAAAUGGAGGUUUCUGGUCGAAAGCCUGAAAGGUCAUUCAAGGACACUGUAGGAAGAUCGUCUGCUGAAGAUGUAGAAGUCUUCUGUCAACCAUGUAGCAGCGAUGGAGACUGGUUGGUUGCAAAGGGUUACUGUGAAAACUGCAACGAAUAUUUGUGUGCUACGUGUUUGAAGGUUCAUCGUAAACAAGCGAUGUCCAAAAAUCAUAAAGUCCUUGAAGGUGAAGACAUGCCAAAGGCCCGGAUGUCAUCUAUGACACUUAAUGCUUGUUCUGAGUUGUGUGCCAAACAUACAAAUGAAAUAAUGAAAUUCUAUUGCUCAACACAUGAUGUAGUGGGGUGCGGGGAUUGCAUGGUUCUGGAUCAUAAAUCGUGUAAAGUGGAUCGUAUACAAGAUAUAUCAAUGAACUACCUCAAUGGCGCUGAACAUCAAGAACUCCAACAGAAGGUAGACCAGUUCCUACAGAACAUAGAACAAGUAAAGAGACAGAUACAAACCAAUGACAAAAGCAUUCAACAAACAUACAUCAAAGCAGUAAAUGAUGUAAAAUCAUUCAAGAAAGAAAUACUGGAUUAUCUAGAUAAGGCAGAGGCGGACAUGCUGGCGGAAUUGAACAAAAGGAAAAGGAGUGACGAAAAGCUGAUAUCAGAUUUGAAAGAGCAUGAAAAGACCAUGAGAAGUAAUGUCCAAGAGUUGCAUGAGAAACUACAACUACCUUUAAAUCAUGCAAAUGAAUUAUUUGUAGCAGCAAAAGAAAUGAAGGAAAGAAUCACGCGCAUAGGUGACGGCUUAAAGCAGUUGCAACAAGACUGCCAGUUCAAGCAGUGUGCGUUUGUUUGUUCUAAACACAUCAAAGAAAUGGUCGCAUCUCAGUUUAAGCUAGGUGAACUACUGGUAAAGAGGGCAGUAACAGGACAGAUAAUGGUAAAUAAGACUUUUGUGGAUAAGAAAGAUAUUACAAAAAUGGAACUGCUGUUUGAUUGUGAAAUUGGAAUAAAGGCAUCGGAUGACACAGAAGAUUGUAGCAUUAAUGCCUGUGCUCCUAUUUCGUACAAUCGGAUAAUAUUAGCAGACCGUAGUAACAAAUGCUUGAAAAUUGUUGAUAUUGAAAACAGAAAUAUAGUAGAAAAAUACAAACUUCAAAGCGGACCGAGUGGACUGGCAGUAAUUACUAAGAAUCGUAUUGCUGUAAUACUUCCUGAUGAACAGAAAAUACAGUUUCUGACACUCCUGGAGUGUGACAAAAUCACUGAAAGCAACGCCAUAAAAUUGAAAGGCAAGUGUUGGCAAAUUGCUUGUCAAGAAAAUAAGAUAAUGGUGUUAUACCGUGAUCAUGUUGUUAUUCUGAAUAUGGAUGGACAAGAGAUAAAAGCUAUAUACAAUCCCAAAAUGAAAUUUCUUCAUGACAUCGCUCCUGACUCUAAAUCUCUUUAUAUUUCUAAUGGCCGCUAUGAAGCAGGGAAUGUUUUCAGAUUUGAUUUUGAAGGCAAUCUUAUUGCAACAUACAAGGAUAAGGAUCUCUCAAAUGUUAGAGGACUUUGUGUAACAAGAGAUGGUACAAUUCUUGUAUGUAACUGGGAAGAUUGUGGAAGUAUUCAUAUGAUUUCACAAGAGUGCAAGAAGAUCAAAGACAUUUUGAAGUAUAAUGUUCAUGUUAAUCGUCCAUGGUGCGUUUCGUUCUGCGACGAAACAAACAGACUUUUUCUUUGUGAAACUUCAAGUACACUUGAUCCAAAACUGAAAAAUGUUAUAAACAUAUUCCAAUUCAAAUAAUACCAAAAUUAAUUAAAAAAAAAACCUGAUCCUAAACUAAAGAACGUUAUAAACAUAUUUCAAUUUGAAUAAUAACAGAACUAAUUUAGCAAGUUCAGAUUUGAAGCGGAAUUUUGAAUUACUGCUUAAACAGCCACACUUUAUGAGUUUUACUACCUACAUGUUUAGAAAAUGAUUUGACAUUGACGGUCACGUGUUGAUAUCACACUAGGUUUCCUACAUCGCAAUCUACUGGAAUUCUUUCGGUGUCUCUACCAUUCAGAAUUAAUAUUAAUGCGCAUAAAAUUUUGAAAAGUAGAGCAAAUUUGAAGAUAUUGUGGCUAUCUACUUUUACUCUCAUUAACAUUUGUGUAAAUGCAUGCUAUAGACUCUGCAUUCACAUGGAUUCAGCACGAACUCCACUUGCACAUGAGACAAAGGUUAUGCUUCAAGGGAAGAGACAAAAACACACCAUAUUAGUUCAGAGUUUUUGAAAAAUGAUAAAUGCAUAUAAAAAAAUUUGUAUGCAAGUUGCAAGAAUGAUAUAUUUGCCAUAAAUGAAUGUUGUGUUUGCAUUUGUCAACAGUGUAAAUUGUUCAAUAGUGAUUAUUGUUAGUAUAUCACAACUUUAGUACGUAUAUAAAAGUGCUUGUCUUUUUA
Molecule: messenger RNA, 2575 nt
Organism: Mercenaria mercenaria
Lineage: Eukaryota; Metazoa; Mollusca; Bivalvia; Venerida; Veneridae
Exons: 2
Coding region: 167-1936 (589 amino acids)
Biological process (GO): positive regulation of DNA-templated transcription
Cellular component (GO): chromatin; nucleoplasm
Molecular function (GO): ubiquitin-protein transferase activity; zinc ion binding
Source: RefSeq, a predicted model, not a curated record